Brachypodium distachyon (stiff brome) is the source of this 2329-nucleotide messenger RNA. Its product is annotated as TSL-kinase interacting protein 1. Gene Ontology annotation, biological process: pattern specification process. The record is from RefSeq and is a predicted model, not a curated record. The transcript is spliced from 9 exons. Gene Ontology annotation, molecular function: chromatin binding. NCBI's taxonomy places the organism in Eukaryota, Viridiplantae, Streptophyta, Magnoliopsida, Poales, Poaceae. Gene Ontology annotation, cellular component: nucleus. Bases 290 to 1897 code for a protein of 535 amino acids.
ACCUCCCAUCACCCCACGAGGCCACGAACCCUUUAGUUCCCCCUCAUAAUCUCCCCAAUUCGUAACUGAGGCAGAAAUCAAGGCAGGGCGGCCGCCCUACCUUGCCCUACCGGGUCCUCCGCCCGUGAUCUGAGCCAAAUCGUGCAUCAUUCUCUUUUUGAAAUUGAAAGAGACAACAGAAUCUACAAGUAGAUUCACCUACUCCCUCCGAUCCAAAAUUGUUGUCGAAAUAUUACAUAUUUGAGUCAAGAAUUUAGGAUCAGAGGGAGUAGCUGAUUGCAGGAAAAUCAUGAAAUCUCCUCAGCAGUGCCGUAAGCCAACUGAUACAGAUGCAAAGGUCAAACUUGGUGGUAAUACGAUGCAUUGCCUGAAGCCAGGCAAAUAUACCAACAAAUCAUCAGGCAAUGUUGGGGAAAAAUGCAGAAAAACAGCUGGUCAAUCGUGUAAUGGCAGUAAGAUCACAUUGAAGGGUAGCAGCGUUAUGGAAGCACCAUUUAGCAACUUGGCAAACCUAUGUGCUCAACCACCGCAUCAUUCUGGAAAGAUGAAGCUUCAAUUUUUUCCAAUUGACGAGUCAAUUCAAAAGGUCCUGCAGCAGGAGAAACACAAUCCUUACCUGGAGUUGACUUUGGCUCCUCGAAAGAAGAUGUCCUCAAUUGUGCAGCAUCUGAACACAAAAUGGGGCAGUUCUCCUUGUGCAAAAGGCGAGCUGAUGCUGUUCCCUUAUAAUGCCAGACUGGGUAAUUUAGCUGGCAGUGAAAAAUGGACUCUUAAUGAUUCUUGCACAGCUGCUGAUGUUUAUGCUGCUGUUGGCAGCCCAACAACAUUUCGAUUGAGAUAUGGAUGGUUUGAACCUAAUUUCAAGCAACAAAGCAGCAGAUCAUCUUCGGCAUCACUGCACUCUGCAGAAAAGAGUAUUGAUGACAAGCCUUUAGAUCUUGUUUUCAGUGAGCAGAAACAAACGGUUGGUUUGAGUCAAUUCCCAACUAAAUUUGCUGGACCAUCUGUUGAGUGUAAUACAGAACAGUCUAUAGUGGAUAACCAAAGUAAAGUGACUCCACUUUCAUGGAUUGACUGCAUAUCCAAUAUCAGUUUUGGAGCACUGUUAUCAGAGGCUUUACCCUCUCAAGACAGCAAACAACCGUCUGUACAAAAUAACUCGAUUCUACAACAGAUUCCUGCUACAUGUGAUUCAUUUGAUGCUGCUAUUGCUUCCUUGAUUGCUCGCCAGCAAGUAAGUAGCCAACCAAAGGUCACAAAUCCAUCCCUUUGGGAUGCUGAAGAAACUUGUCACGCAUUUCCUUCUCGGAGUCAAAAUUCAGUCAAGACAUCGUGUUCAGCUCCUGGCAACAGUACUGCUAAUACCUCGUCUGUAUUGCGUUCAAUUCCUGAAUCUGAUACAGAUGGUGAUCAGUUAUACUCUAGUGAAGGUAGGAAGGAGGAGCCAAGCCCUCAGAUACCAGUCUUGGACAAUGGUGAGAACAUGAAGCCAGACGUCUCAAUGGGGGUGUUUGGAUUGCGUCCUGACGUGUGCUGGCCUGGCCUGAGGGGCAGUGCAUGUGAGUGUUUGCUUGGCGUCCGGGCCGGACAGCUUCCACAUGAGAGGGCACCACGGACGGCAUGGGUUUGCCUGGGCGGCGAGCAAGGGCAGUGCAAGAGGCGGGGGCUGGCUGAGCGGCGCACGUGGGAGGGCGGCGGCGGGCGGGAAGGGCGGCACGCGCGGGAGGGCGGCGGCGGGCGGGCAGGGCAGCCGUGCUUGGUGAGGCAGGUGGCGACCCCCCGCGAGACUUGGUCGUCGCCACCGUUGGAGGUGAGCAGCACCCGCUUAGCGUACGCCAUCCGGUCCCUUCUUCCUUCCCCUUGGACUGGAGCCUCGUGGCGGAGCAGGAGGAGAUGAAGGGGAGCAGGGGCAGCCGGAGAAGAGGAAGAAGGGGGAGAAAGGGCUAAAUGCAUAAAUGGGAUGGAGCUGACAGUGGGUCCCACCUGUAAGGAAAAGUGUCAAAUGCGCUUAAACGUCGGUUUUGGGUAAACUGUGAAGAUUAGUCUGAAGAAGUGUGGUUCUGUGAGAAAAUUAUCGAAAAGUGUGGUUCUGUGAGGAGCGUGCCUCAAGGACUGUGGUUCCUUGAAAUUUACUCAAAUUUUUUUGGGUAUCCAACAAUAUGUCGCUAGUACAAAGCGGUCUAUAUGUCACGGCACAUCAGUAACGGGUCUGGCGCGACCGUUACUAAUGUUGUUUUUCGACCGUUACUAAUAAGUCUUUCUGUAGUAGUGUGUGUAUGCUGUUGGAACUAGUUUUUGAGCCAAAAUACACAUUGACGGUUUUUGGGCA